This is a messenger RNA of Aspergillus welwitschiae, 1368 nucleotides long. Its product is annotated as putative MFS polyamine transporter. The transcript has 5 exons. Gene Ontology annotation, molecular function: spermidine transmembrane transporter activity; spermine transmembrane transporter activity. The coding region runs from base 1 to 1368 and encodes 455 amino acids. Gene Ontology annotation, biological process: transmembrane transport; spermidine transport; spermine transport. Lineage: Eukaryota; Fungi; Ascomycota; Eurotiomycetes; Eurotiales; Aspergillaceae. The record is from RefSeq and is a predicted model, not a curated record.
AUGCAAUCCAUUGAGAAGCAAGAAGUUCGACAAGAAGAUCUACAGGUAUCAAUAACAGAUAACUGGACAACCGGUAAACGGCUAUACCAUGCGAUAACUCCCUGCCUAUUUGCGUUCCUGAUUACUUUGGGAACUUCUGUCCCCGAGCCUGCUAUUGCUAUUAUUAUGAAGGAAUUCUGCGUUGGCCGACUUGAGGCUACAAUGAGCAUCACUCUUUAUACGAUUGGCCUCGCGCUUGGCCCCCUUCUUUUCGCUCCUCUCUCAGAAACAUACGGUCGCAGAUGGAUCUAUAUUCUUGCUUCAACUUCCCUACUAAGUUUUGCAGCCGGGGCUGGAGCAGCCCAAAGCUUUGCUAGCUAUCUCAUCUGUCGAUUCCUAAGCGGGAUGCUAGGUUCUGUCGGCAUUGCCAUGGGUGCAGGAACAGUGGCUGACGUCUGGCCUCAUGGGCGGGGGCGUGCGUCUGCAUCGCUGAUGUUCGUCCUGGGUCCAUUUUUAGCCCCCAGCUUGGCGCCGUUCAUAGUGGCCUACUUUCUAGAAGCCUUCAAUAAUGAUUGGAGAUGGACGCAGUGGUUCUUGCUGCUCGUUGGAUUUCCCAUCUGGAUAUUGAUCCUGGGAAUGCGGGAGACCUCGACAGCGAAGCGUUCGAGAGACGGGCCGCCAAGGCAUCUACAACGCUCGUUGUCUCUCCCUCUGAAAAUGCUCUGCUCCGAUCCCAUAAUCUUCGCUUUGACUUUACACACUUCUUUUGGCUAUGCAAUGAUUUUCAGCUUCUUCUCUAGCUUCUCGUACAUAUUAACUCUUGACUACGCAUUCCACAACCCGCAGUCAAGCCUAUGUCUUCUGAGUCUAGCUAUAGGUUAUUUUUGUGCUAUUUUGCUGUUUUUGAUGCUAGAAGCAGUGAUACGCAUGCGCCUGAAGAGUUGCCAACAACGUCUUUCACGACCGGAGGAUGGACUAAUUCCAGGCAUUGCUGGAGGCGUUCUCCUUCUCGCGGGUGAAACAUGGUAUGCGUUCUCCGCCCGCAGGGGUGCAAGCUGGGCAGUAUUCGUUGCUGCAGGUAUACCCAUCGGCGGUGGCGCCUUUAUGCUUUUCCUUUCCGCUAUUAACUACAUAAUGCAAGUCUACGAUCAUCGGGUUGUUGCAUCUGCCAUUGCAGCGAAUGGAGCGAUUAGAUACAGCCUUGGCGCGAUAUGCCCUCUUUUCACGAUACAGAUGUAUGAGCGGCUGGGAGCACACUGGGCAAGUGGCACCUUUGCGCUGAUCUCUCUGCUGCUUCUCCCUCUUCCGUGGGUGUUGAUGCAAAAUGGUCAGCGGUUAAGAACUCGAUUACCGAAGCGUGACAUGGCAACUAGUGAUGUUGAGACUUAG